AGCUGUGUUUUGCAUGUCACCUUUUACAGCUCCUAUGCUAAAAGGUUAUCGUGUGGUUGUUACCAACGGAGAGCCUGUAAUCAUUCUGGUGACAGAUUGGUUGGCGCAUUCAUUUGAUGACUUCUUAGGAAACACAAGUGUUUCCCCCAAUGCCAUUCCUGUGAAGCCACUCGAAGGCAGCUCUGGUAGAAACCAGCAGCAGAAGAAAGACGUGUCUUCUGUGACAGAAAGCAGAAGAAGCAAAGUUCUGCCCAGAAAAAGAGCAAAGUCGUCUUCAGUAGAUCUAUCUCGUAACAAGUCCAGACAAAACUGGAGCCAGUCUCAAGAUGAACCAUGGGUAGAUAGAUACAAACCUGAAACUCAGAAUGACCUUGCUGUGCAAAAGAAGAAGAUUGAAGAGGUUGAAGCCUGGUUAAAAAUGCACAUAUUACAGAGGCAGCCAAAGCAGGGUGGCUCUGUUUUACUGCUGACUGGUCCUCCUGGUUGUGGAAAGACUGCAACUAUACAAAUACUAGCAAAAGAUCUUGGUGUUCAAGUGCAAGAAUGGAUCAAUCCAAUAUCUUUAGACUUUACAAAAGAAGACUUAAGAAAUAUGUUUGGCCAUGACUCAAAUUUUCAUAUGUUUCCGAGUCAGGCCCAAGCAGCUGUCUUUCAAGAUUUUCUAUUAAGAGCAAAUAAGUAUAACAAACUUCAGAUGCUUGGGGAGUCCUCAGAAAAUGAUAAAAAGCUUAUUCUUAUUGAAGACCUACCUAACCAAUUCUAUCGAGAGCCUAGCAGCCUGCAUGAAAUUCUCAGGAGAUUUGUUCGUAUGAGUAGAUGUCCCCUUAUAUUUAUUAUAUCAGAUAACUUCAGUGGAGACAGUAAGAAGAGGUUACUAUUUCCAGUGGACAUUUUAGAGGAGUUGUGUAUAUCCACUAUUAGUUUCAAACCUGUUGCACCAACAAAUAUGAUGAAAGUUCUUAAUCGAAUUGCUGCAACAGAAGCUAGUUUGAACAGAGAAAAGAAUUUUACUCUUGACAGAACUUCUCUGGAGUUGCUUUGCAGAGGUUGUUCAGGUGAUAUAAGAAGUGCAAUAAACAGUCUUCAGUUUUCUUCUAUGAAAGACCACUCAUUGGAGAAGGAGUUUUGGUCAAAGAAGAAAAGGAGCUCCACAGUAAAACAUGAAGCGGCAGCAGCAGUAGUAGGAAAGAAAAGUAAAGGUGAUACUUCAGAAGACCAGGAGAUACAAGCUAUUGGUGGCAAAGAUGCUUCCAUUUUUCUUUUCCAUGCUCUGGGGAAAAUAAUUUACUGCAAAAGAGAACCAGUAUCAGAAUUUCCUCAGCUGCCUGCUCACUUAUCAGAUCACCGCCGGGACACCUUGCUUAUUCAACCUGAGGAUAUUGUGGAAAAAUCACAUAUGUCAGGAAGCAUGUUUAAUUUAUACCUUCACCAGAACUAUGUAGACUUUUUUUCUGAUAUAGAUGAUGUAGUGAGAGCCAGUGAAUACUUGAGCACCGCUGAUGUCCUUUGUAGUAACUGGAGUACACAGCUUGUGAUGGAAAAAUACAGUGCAUCUGUGGCCACCCGAGGGGUGAUACAUUCAAAUAUGUCCAGAGCCUUUGCCCACCACCAAGGAGGGAUGGGGUUCCGGCCUCUACAUAAACCCCAGUGGUUCUUUAUCAAUAAAAAGUAUCAAGAAAAUUGCCUUGCUGCAAAAUCUCUCUUUUCAAGCUUCUGUUUACCACCUGAGUGUCUUCAGACUGAGCUAUUGCCUUAUCUUGCUAUGUUAGCAAAUCCAAUGAGAAAUCAAGGUAAGUUGAGU
This is a messenger RNA of Nestor notabilis (Kea), 1801 nucleotides long. It is a transcript of the gene RAD17, whose product is annotated as RAD17 homolog (S. pombe). Gene Ontology annotation, biological process: DNA damage checkpoint signaling; mitotic DNA replication checkpoint signaling; DNA repair. The transcript is spliced from 14 exons. Gene Ontology annotation, cellular component: Rad17 RFC-like complex; nucleus. The record is from RefSeq and is a predicted model, not a curated record. The annotation marks the transcript as partial. NCBI's taxonomy places the organism in Eukaryota, Metazoa, Chordata, Aves, Psittaciformes, Psittacidae. Gene Ontology annotation, molecular function: ATP hydrolysis activity; chromatin binding; DNA clamp loader activity.